Messenger RNA from Otolemur garnettii (small-eared galago), 2163 nucleotides. RefSeq names its product beaded filament structural protein 1 (gene BFSP1). Gene Ontology annotation, biological process: lens fiber cell development. NCBI's taxonomy places the organism in Eukaryota, Metazoa, Chordata, Mammalia, Primates, Galagidae. Bases 1 to 1992 code for a protein of 663 amino acids. Gene Ontology annotation, molecular function: structural constituent of eye lens. The transcript has 8 exons. The record is from RefSeq and is a predicted model, not a curated record. Gene Ontology annotation, cellular component: cytoplasm; intermediate filament.
AUGUACCGGCGCAGCUACGUCUUCCACGCCCGCAAGGAGCAGUACCAGCGCGCAGACGAGGCGUCGCGCGCCGCCGAGCCCGAGCGCCCGGCCGACGAUGGCUGGGUCGGGGCGGCGAGCCUGGCGGCGCUGCAGGGGCUCGGCGAGCGCGUGGCCGCCCACAUCCAGCGGGCCCGCGCGCUCGAGCAGCGCCACGCCGGCCUCCGGCGGCAGCUGGACGCCUUCCAGCGUCUGGGCGAGCUGGCCGGCCCCGAGGACGCUCUCGCGCGCCACGUUGAGAGCAACCGCCAGCGCGCCCGGGACCUGGCGGCAGAGCGCGCCCGGCUGGAGCGCCAGGGCACAGAGGCGCAGCGCGCGCUCGACGAGUUCCGGAGCAAGUAUGAAAAUGAGUGUGAAUGUCAACUGCUGCUAAAAGAAAUGCUUGAACGGCUUAACAAGGAAGCCGAUGAAGCCUUGCUGCAUAACCUACGCCUUCAGCUCGAAGCCCAGUUCCUGCAGGACGAUAUCAGUGCAGCAAAGGACAGGCACAAAAAGAAUCUUCUGGAAGUUCAGACCUAUAUCUGCAUCCUGCAGCAGCUCAUUCACACCUCUACUCCUCAGACAUCCAGCAUGACCAGUGGGAUAAGGGAGGAGAAGCUCCUGACGGAACGGGAAGUGGGUGCCCUGCGGAGCCAGCUGGAGGAGGGCCAGGAGGUGCUCGCCCACCUGCAGGCACAGAGAGUGGAGCUGCAGGCCCAGACAACAGCCCUGGAACAAGCUAUUAAAAAUGCCCACGAUUGCUACGAUGACGAGAUUCAGCUUUAUAACGAGCAGAUUGAAACCCUGCGCAAGGAGAUUGAAGAGACGGAGCGGACCCUGGAGAAGUCGUCCUACGACUGCCGGCAGCUGGCGGUGGCCCAGCAAACGUUGAAGAAUGAGCUGGACCGCUAUCAUCGGAUCAUCGAGGUUGAAGGCAACAGGCUGAGCUCUGCCUUCAUUGAAAUGCCCAUUCCCCUGUUCACCUCAAGCCAUGGAGCCUCUUUCAGCUCUGGAGCUGGUGGAAAAGAUCUUACUAGGGCUGUACAGGAUAUUACAACAGCAAAACCAAGACAAAAAGGCCUUCCCAAGACUGUCCCAAGGAGAAAGGAGAUUAUGGCCAAAGACAAAGCAGAUGGGCCUUUGGAAGACCCACCAUCAAAAGGUCUGGAAGAUGCAAAGAUGGUGCGGGUGGUGCUUAAAGAGGAAGGCGAAUCUAAGCUUGAACCGGAGGGUAAAGGAGCAAGUCUCCUAGCACAAGAAGGGGACCCAGAGGAUGUGCCAGAUGGAGGGCAAAUAAGCAAAGCCUUUGGGAAGCUGUACAAGAUGGUCAAGGAGAAAGUGAAAAGCCCCAGAGAGCCAGAGCCACCUGUUGACCUCUUCACCAAAGGCCGACAUGUGCUGGUCACAGGGGAUGCCAGUUACGUGGACCCUGAGUUCUAUGUGUCUUCCAUCCCGGCCAAAGGUGGGGUGGUUGUUUCCAUUGAGGAAGAGUCUGUGCCUCCUGAGGACCGUGGAGAACCCCCUCCUGAGCAGCCUGAGCCCCCUCAGGAGAACGGGGAGGAAGUCCCUGAGGGGAGAGAAGUUGAACAACCCAGCAUCCAGCCGACUGCAGACAAGGAGGCUGAGAUAAGUGCUGAAGACCUGAAGGGCCUAGAGGAGAAAGAGGAUGUCGAGAAGGAGGGUGAGGGACCCCCGGCACCCUGUCCCACAGUCAUACCUGGUCCAGAGGAACCGUCUACCCCUCAGGCUCAAAGGCCUGUGGCUAUUCAGGAUGGAUUGGAGGGAACUAGGAGAAAAAGCCCAGAGAAAAGCCCUCCCAAGCCUGUGGCUUAUCAGAAGGUGGAAGUGGUGGAAUCUAUUGAGACAAUUUCCACAGAGAGCAUUGAGACAUACGAAGAAACCGCUGUCAUCGUGGAGACCGUGGUUGGAAAGGCAAAAGCAAACAAGAAGAAAUCAGGAGAGAAGGGCUCUUAAAAUGCCCAGGCUCAAUGGCAGAGGAUGGCUUUGGGGCACUGUCGGGGAAAUGCUUUGGUAUUUUAGAGCCGAUUUAAGAUAAGAGUGUGAGAGUUCCUGUUUGGACUAGACCAUAGUGGAACUGUCUGGCAUUGUCAUGAAGCUUUUAUUAAAAUGUUUUCUUUGCUUGCA